This is a messenger RNA of Blastocystis hominis, 576 nucleotides long. RefSeq lists its product as hypothetical. The coding region runs from base 1 to 549 and encodes 182 amino acids. The transcript has 2 exons. Gene Ontology annotation, cellular component: cytosolic large ribosomal subunit; ribosome. NCBI's taxonomy places the organism in Eukaryota, Bigyra, Opalinata, Blastocystidae. The record is from RefSeq and is a predicted model, not a curated record. Gene Ontology annotation, biological process: translation. Gene Ontology annotation, molecular function: structural constituent of ribosome.
AUGGGGUACCUACGCGUCUGCAGUCUGCUAGGUGCAGUGUGCCUCGGCUUGUUGUUUUUCCUUUUGGACCUUAGAAUGCCUCACGCUAACGGAUAUCGUGCCCGUACUCGUUACAUGUUCAAGAGAGCUUUCCGCAACCACGGAGUGGUUCCUCUCUCUACGAACAUGCGCUGCUAUCACGUAGGUGACUACGUCGAUAUUGUGGCCAACGGAGCUGUUCACAAGGGUAUGCCUUUCAAGGGUUACCAUGGACGCACUGGAGUCGUGUUUGAUGUCACCAAGACCGCUGUGGGUGUCGAGGUGAACAAGCAGGUGAGAAACCGCAUCAUCAAGAAGAGAAUCCAUGUGAAGGUCGAGCAUGUCCUGCCUUCCAAGUGCAGAAAGCAGCAUCUGGAUCGUGUGAAGCAGAACGAAGCCAUCAAGGCCGAGAAGAGAGCCGAGAAGGUGUGCCUGAAGCGCCUGCCUGCUCAGCCUCGUGCUGCUCACACUGUGGUUCCCACCAAGCCCAUUAAGACCGUGUUCGUGCUUCCCUACGAGAUUCUGGCUUAAGGAUGUUGCAGUCUGGUGCGAUUUGUA